Messenger RNA from Pleurotus ostreatus (oyster mushroom), 1032 nucleotides. RefSeq lists its product as uncharacterized. The record is from RefSeq and is a predicted model, not a curated record. NCBI's taxonomy places the organism in Eukaryota, Fungi, Basidiomycota, Agaricomycetes, Agaricales, Pleurotaceae. Gene Ontology annotation, cellular component: plasma membrane. Gene Ontology annotation, molecular function: glycerol channel activity; water channel activity. Bases 1 to 1032 code for a protein of 343 amino acids. Gene Ontology annotation, biological process: water transport; glycerol transmembrane transport. The transcript has 9 exons.
AUGAAUAUUGUGUACAGUGGAGAUGUUCUGCCACGGAGAGGUUUCUUCAAGUCUUGGGAACGAACGAGACAUUCCAGAGAAGUUCAUUGGUUCGUCGAAUGCUUUGCAGAGGCUUUGGGGGUGUUUCUCUAUACCUGGGCUGGCGUUGGCGCAACGGCAGCAUUUGUUGUGGGGAAUAUCCUGGGGCUUGAGAAUGUCGGCUCGGUGUUGGGUAUCGGCUUUGCGUAUGCAUUUGGCAUCCUCCUGGCGCUCGGAAUAUGCAGUGCAACAUCGGGGGGCCACUUCAACCCAUGUGUCUCGAUAACGCAGGUGGUCUUCAGGGGAUUCCCCCCACUCAAGGCCGCGAGAUACAUCGUGUUCCAGAUCCUCGGGGGUUACAUUGCAUGUCUGCUGGUAUACGCGCAAUGGAGAGAUAUGAUCCUGGCAGCGGAGGCAGCGCUCACUGCGGCAGGUAGGUUGGAGGAGGUGCAAUUUACCGCCAUGGGUACCGGAGGGAUCUUGGCCCUGUACGCACCUCCUGGCGCACAUUUGGGGUUGACUUUCGUUAAUGAGUUCGUAACGGAUUUCGUCCUUGCUUUGGCGAUAUGGGCGUGCCUUGACCCGACGAAUGCCCUGGUACCUCCACAAGCAGCUCCAUGGGUCAUUAGCUUUGCAUACGCGAUGGCUAUUUGGGGAUUCGCCACACCAGGACUCGCCGCAAAUGCUGCCAGGGAUCUGGGUGGGAGAUUCGCUGCAAUGUCGCUUUACGGCACCAAAGCGAGCGGUGGAGCGUACGCAGCUAUUGCUGCCCUGACGAGCAUACCAGCAACUUUGCUCGCGGCGUUCACCUACGAGACAAUGUUAAUGGAUUCAGACCGAGUGCUUCCCCGAGCAACGCUUGAAUUCCUCGCCGUCCACAAGCACCACCGCCGACAAGGUGAGGAGCCAGAAGCUGAGAACCAUUCCCAUUCCGAUGGUAAAUCUUCGUACACAAAUGGGUCAGGCGCCGGCAAGCCUCACAUCGAAGCGCUCGAACACACUCAGCGUGUAUAA